Messenger RNA from Thermothielavioides terrestris NRRL 8126, 2428 nucleotides. RefSeq lists its product as uncharacterized. The transcript is spliced from 2 exons. The record is from RefSeq and is a predicted model, not a curated record. The coding region runs from base 119 to 2011 and encodes 630 amino acids. NCBI's taxonomy places the organism in Eukaryota, Fungi, Ascomycota, Sordariomycetes, Sordariales, Chaetomiaceae.
CCCACCCCCGACGCGCUCGCCAUUGACGACGCGUCAAGGCGCCAAGACGCCAUUGCCCAGCAACGUCUUCCCAUCACCCGCGAGGAAAGGAAUCGUUGAGUUGAACUCAGGAUUCGAGAUGUCUAAAAACGGUGACAUCACCAGAUUCUUCAAGCCGGUCCCUGUAGCAAAAUCGUCGUCGAGCCCGCAGCAGCUACAAGCUUCAAGACGGCCAGCUUCGCCAGCCAAGAAUGUGAACUCGACCCCAACCCCGCCCCCGCGACCGCCUUCACCACUGCCUGCCCUCCUGUUUUCGUCAUCCCCACCCGCUCCCGCCUCAACCGCCAGGGACCGCAACACGGAGAUCCCGGGUUCGGACGACGAGGAUGACGACAACCUCAGCUCGGACGAUGACUUCCCCUCGCUCUUUCCGGCCCAGCCCGCAAGAAAAGAGGCGAGUCUCUACGCCACACCCCAGGCAAAGCGCAGGGCGCUCGAGUUCCACGCCUCGCCCUUGACCAUCAACACCCGGCACAAAUUCGACCUCCAGGCGCUCCUCAAGCAUGCCGAGGCCGACAACGCCAUUGCGGAGCGCGAGCAGCGCACAGCUGCCCUUCUGGCCCAGGGCUCCCCGACAGCGCUCGGCGCUCGAAUCGCAGACGGUGCGCCUGCCAGCCUGCACGACACCAUGCUGGACGUGCUCUCUGAUCCCGAGGACAGCCAGGACGAGGGACACCGCAGGAGGUUGUUGCGCGCUGUGAAACGAACAGAGGCAGCUGUCCACCGGAAGGAAUGGUACUUCUUUGACCGCCAGGGUCAGACCAACAGCACCGCGAUCGAAGUACGGCCAGCCUUUCCCAGGGCCAAGGCCACGGGGGUUUGGGCCCUUCUUGCGUCCGAGAGGCACAGAUCCGAGGUCUUCGAAGACGGGCUCCCCUUCCAUGUCCAAACCAAAAUGCAAAGCUUGCCGGACGCGAUCUUCCAGUGGGUGUUGAGCGAGGCAACCCGGGAGCGGUCCACAAAACUUCGAGAUGAAUAUGUGCGCCUCCUCGGCGUCUGCCCAGACCAAAUUGGGCGCCUUAUAGACGAGAACCGCAUCGUGGAGCUUUUCCAAGACCUCGGUGCGUCCGCACGCGCCCUUGCCCCGGCGUCCCAGCCGAGCGGCGCCUCAGAGGAAGGUGCCCCAUACCCAGAGCUUGACCGGAUCCGGCUCCAAGCCGUUCUUCGCGUCCUGGCUGAGACAGCGCACGCUUUGAGGUUCCAGGCACUUACACGAACCAUGGCGAUCCUUCUCCGGCUCGGCAUCGACAACAUCGUACGUGAGGACUACGCGGUCAUGACUGACUAUCAAGACGCACUACUUCAAACUGCACUAGCCGUGCCCCCGAGAUCGUGGAACAACUUUUGCGAGAUCGUGAGCGACUCCCUCUAUCACCACACUCGAGAAGCCGUUCUGCGCUGGAAUGCAGUCUCGGCCAUUCCGUUGCUCCAUCCGAGGUUGAUUGAGCUGCGGCGGAGACUAGCACUGGUCUUCGUCUUUGACGACCCCCGCCGCGCCUCCUCGCCACCCGAAGACACGUUCAGCUUGCGGUCUGUUAUCGACCGGCUGGACCAGGCCGACGAGUUCGUCGUCGACCGUAAAAACACGGAUUACUUUGAACUGCUGGCGCUCUCUGAGAUGCUGAGCGUGGCCGUAGGCGACGGAGCACCUCCCGCCGGCAAUGCCAGCCCAGAGGUGAUUAAACAGUACAAUGCUGAAGUCGAUGAGUUGGCGCACAGGAUCAAGUUCAUGUGGUCCAACAUCCACGAGCAGGGCGCUGCCUACAUGUCCAGGCUGGAAGCGCGCGUCCAAUUGCGGGACUUCGAGCGCAAGCUGCUGCACGUUGUGCGAACUCGGCCGCCGCCCAAGGAGGACAUAUUUGGACUCAAUGCCAGAGAAGACGAGGCUGAGCGGCCCAAGCAGCAGCAGUUUAUGAAGCGUUUCCUUUCCAAGAAUCAGCCGCCUCCGGUGACACCUUCGAGAGGUGGCUGACGGCACUCGAAGCAUGAGCAUUCUGUAUGACUUGCUCUGAAUGCAUCUUGUGCUGGAAUCAUAUCACCCAUGCUGGUAUAAUACAAACCCUAAAGCUGACACCGUGUCUGCGCUUAGCUCGGCUCGUCUUCGCACUGAUGGUUCAUUCCCAAGCAUGUUCUCUGUCAUGCAAGGUUCCCUACCUAUUCUAUCCAUGAUGACCCGUGGCGUCCAAUACAAAGUAAAUAAGAAGAAAAAAAAUUGUAAUCAGGUCACAGGUCUUAGUCGUAGAACUUGCGGUUAGGGUUCUUGCCGAACAAGGCCUCGCGCACGGCCGGCAGGGCGCUCUCCUUGAGCAAACCCAACCUAGCCUCAAAGGUGUUGUCGAUAUCAAUCUUGCCGUUGCCGCCCACAAUCACCACGCCGCCGGCGCUGUUU